Messenger RNA from Prunus persica (peach), 1845 nucleotides. Its product is annotated as aspartic proteinase A1. The record is from RefSeq and is a predicted model, not a curated record. Bases 112 to 1656 code for a protein of 514 amino acids. Lineage: Eukaryota; Viridiplantae; Streptophyta; Magnoliopsida; Rosales; Rosaceae. Gene Ontology annotation, molecular function: aspartic-type endopeptidase activity. Gene Ontology annotation, biological process: proteolysis; lipid metabolic process. The transcript has 14 exons.
UCGAAAAGUUGUCCGCUUUGGAAACCAAAGCGAUAUAUAAAUAUCUGGUUUCGUAGCAGUUCGUUGGGAAACACGCAUUUAUAUACUCAUCGUCUUCCUGCCUACUUUAACAUGGAAACCAAACUUAAGUCCGUUACAGCGACGCUCUUUCUGUGCUUCCUCUUGUUUCCGUUGGUUUUUUCUGAAUCCAAUGAUGGGUUGGUCCGGGUUGGGCUCAAGAAGAGGAAAUUUGAUCAAAAUAACCGGGUUGCUGCCCAGAUUGAAUCCAAGGAAGGAGAGGCUCUGAGAGCUUCUCUCCUUAAAUAUCGUCUGCGUGGAAAUUUGGCUGAUUCCCAGGACACUGAUAUUGUAUCUCUCAAGAAUUACAUGGAUGCUCAAUACUUUGGUGAGAUUGGUAUUGGCACUCCCCCUCAGAAGUUCACUGUGAUAUUUGAUACUGGUAGUUCAAAUUUGUGGGUUCCUUCAGCCAAGUGUUAUUUCUCGAUUGCCUGCUAUUUACACCCAAAAUACAAGUCAAGCAGUUCGAGCACCUACAACAAAAAUGGUAAGCCUGCAGCAAUCCACUAUGGAACUGGAGCUAUUUCUGGGUUCUUCAGUGAAGACCAUGUAACUAUUGGUGAUCUCGUGGUCAAAGAUCAGGAAUUUAUUGAGGCAACCAAGGAGCCUGGAGUCACAUUUUUGGUAGCCAAAUUUGAUGGCAUACUUGGACUUGGAUUUCAAGAGAUAUCAGUUGGAAAUGCUGUACCUGUGUGGUACAACAUGGUCAAUCAGGGUCUCCUGAAGGAACCAGUUUUCUCAUUCUGGUUUAAUCGUAAUGCUGAUGAAGAAGAAGGAGGUGAAAUUGUAUUUGGUGGAGUGGAUCCUAAUCAUUAUAAGGGAGAGCACACUUACGUUCCUGUUACGCAGAAAGGCUAUUGGCAGUUUGACAUGGGUGAUGUUAUGAUUGAUGGUAAAACAACUGGAUUUUGUGCUGGUGGCUGUUCAGCAAUUGCUGAUUCUGGAACCUCUUUGUUAGUUGGCCCAACGACUAUUAUUACUGAACUCAAUCAUGCCAUUGGAGCCUCUGGGAUUGUAAGUCAAGAAUGCAAGACUGUAGUCGCACAAUAUGGAGAGACCAUAAUUGAGAGGAUUUUAGCCAAGGAUCAACCACAGAAAAUCUGCUCUCAGAUUGGUUUGUGCACAUUUGAUGGUACUCAUGGUGUAAGUACCGAAAUCAAGAGUGUUGUGGAAGAGAACACUCACAAGGUAUCUGGGGGCUUAUCUGAUGCAUCAUGCUCUGCUUGUGAGAUGACGGUUGUAUGGAUGCAAAACCAGCUCAAGCAGAAUCAGACACAGGAACGAAUUCUUGAAUAUGUGAAUCAGCUCUGUGAGCGGCUGCCUAGCCCAAUGGGAGAAUCUGCAGUUGAUUGUAGUGGUUUGUCUUCCAUGCCUAGUGUUUCCUUUACUAUUGGUGGAAGAACAUUUGAUCUUACCCCUGAGCAGUAUGUGCUCAAAGUAGGUGAGGGAGAUGCUGCACAAUGCAUUAGUGGAUUUACUGCUUUGGAUGUCCCACCACCCCGUGGACCUCUCUGGAUCCUGGGGGACGUAUUCAUGGGUCGCUACCAUACCGUGUUCGACUAUGGCAACGAGAGAAUUGGGUUUGCAGAAGCUGCAUAGAUAGUAGAUAUUAGCUUCUAAUGUUCUGUUUGUGCUUGUUUUUUUACGUUGCCGAGUUUGAAACUAUCCUAUCUAGUACUGGAAGUAAGCUCCUGUGAAUGAUGUUUGUAUGUACAUAUCAUGUCCUGCCUUUUAUCCAAUGUAUUUUCAACGUUGCACUUUAAUUAAGAAAAUGGAUCCUUUCCGACA